UCGUACCGUUGUGGGAUAUCCAUCGACGAUUAACUAAUAAAUGCCAGACAUUGACCCAGUAGAGAUAGGGUUUCUGUGGAUAACCGUGUUAUUAGUGUGAACGAAUUAUAGUGUGAAUUAUUUUUAUGCAAACAUAAAAUAGUUAAUUUCAACAGUCAAAAUGGGGCACAGGUUACUAAUACUAGCAGUCGUCGGUCUUGGUUCGUUGUAUGUUAUGCAUCUUCUGGCUCAAGAUUUUAUGAAACUGUCCAAACCACUAUUUAUGGCGUCCGGGAAGCGAGAGACGACCACAAUCAAUCGAACGAGCGUUUUGAACAACUUCGAACAGAAAAUAGACUGGAACAGUAUAUUGAAAAGAGACCCACUGAAGUGUUCAUUGUCUCUCAUUUGUCAGCUUGCGGCCGGAGCUGAACCAAAAAAUACCGCUGCCAACGCUAUUUAUGAAUUUAUUUUUUAUAGCAUAGAAAACAACAAAAACGUUCCCAAGAGGAUAGAGCAAUCGUUCUCACGUGGUCUUAGCUUCAACAAGUUCAACGGGACGGAUUCCAAGAAUUGUUUCGCUCACUAUCCCUUGUGUUUUUAUUCAGCCAACACCAUGAUGAAACUUCUAGAUUUGCAUGCAAAAAUAUUUGGAACAUAGACUUAACUUAAAUGCAGUCGUAGAUAAAAAGCACUACUGGGAUAUGUAGGACUAUCAUCGCAUUUAACAUACAAUCCCUGGCCAUAUUAUCAUACUUAAUCUAAGAAAUAGAAAUUUCACUUCAAUUUAGUCGUUUUAUUGUAAUAAAUUAUCAAUCGAACUCUUGUUUUCCUACUUAUGGAAAUAUUCUAUGUAGUUUUCAGAAUAAUCACCAUGUACAAAAAUAGAUGGCGACGGUAUAAAAUUCGAAAACGUUAAAUAAACAAAUGAAAAGCAAAGUGUAAUCGUAACUCCGUUUAAAUCCAUAUUACAUCGUAAUUAAACAAUAAGUAUGCUUCGAAAUCAUUCAAAGUAAAUUAUUUUUUCUGUUUUAACAUUUCAUUUAACAUUAACACUCUUCGACUUGCGACAAUAAUACAUUUUUUUCUACGAAUACACGACGUGGUAUGCAUCGAUGAUGAAACUGUUUGUUUUAUUUGGUUUAACUGAAAUCGUGUUUGUUUUAACAAACAGAGAACAGACGUCCAUCUUCAGCAUUCAACUUGUGUAAAAUCUCUAACGGUUUCGAAGGUAGUUGGGAUAUCCAAACCAGGUGCGCUACUGUCGUCAUGUUUUUUGUGGCUGAGUUCGACAGAAUAGACAGCGGUUAUUCCUCUACCCAGUCAAACUAGUCCGGAACGGGUUUGGACUUCCAGCAUGAAUUCCAGCUCAAAUGCCUCAACCGAUAGAGUCGGAAUCGGUUGUUUUCUUUGAGCAAGAUUCCAUUCUGAAUCCAUUCAGGAUUUCGAACCGGUUCCGGAAUGGAUUUGACGGAUAGUUGGGAUAGGUUGAUGUGGCGGCGCUAGUGUUUAUCGUAUAGUAAUUCAAAUGUUUACACACGUUUUUAAAAUAUCUUUGUUCGAUCAUGGAUGACUGUUCUGUGAGCUAAAGCUGUCGAAUAUUAAACGUGCAUUGUAGUUGAAUGGCGGUAAAGUACUUUUCAGCAGUAUAAUAAUAUGACAAGGGAGUGUAUAAGAUUAUGAGAAGCUAAACCGCGACUUUCAAAUUUAAUUACAAUCAUCACAUCUCAGAAAAAAAGUCAUCAAUACUAAGUUUACAAAACUAUUUGUGAAUGAAAUAAUCGGCUGGAGUAUAUGAAUGUUUUGUGCAUCUGGAAUAGUUGAAUAAUAAGUUAAAGUUAAACUAAGUUAGAUUUAUUAUAGGAAACAUAACAAUAAGACUUAAUGCGACCUUUUUAGAUCACAUUCUUAAUUUGAUUUUUUUGGAAAAAACUAUGAAUCAACAAAAAAUAGAACAUUACUU
Molecule: messenger RNA, 1942 nt
Organism: Topomyia yanbarensis
Lineage: Eukaryota; Metazoa; Arthropoda; Insecta; Diptera; Culicidae
Exons: 4
Coding region: 161-640 (159 amino acids)
Source: RefSeq, a predicted model, not a curated record